This is a messenger RNA of Apis dorsata (giant honeybee), 4973 nucleotides long. It is a transcript of the gene Edem2, whose product is annotated as ER degradation-enhancing alpha-mannosidase-like protein 3. The record is from RefSeq and is a predicted model, not a curated record. The transcript has 17 exons. Bases 234 to 4370 code for a protein of 1378 amino acids. Gene Ontology annotation, cellular component: endoplasmic reticulum; membrane. Gene Ontology annotation, molecular function: mannosyl-oligosaccharide 1,2-alpha-mannosidase activity; calcium ion binding. Lineage: Eukaryota; Metazoa; Arthropoda; Insecta; Hymenoptera; Apidae. Gene Ontology annotation, biological process: mannose trimming involved in glycoprotein ERAD pathway; carbohydrate metabolic process; endoplasmic reticulum mannose trimming.
UACUUGUGAUAAUUAUCAAAAAAUGCUACAGAAGACACAGAAAGAUAGAUAUCAAUAGAAAACGUAUUAAACGUUUAGUGCAUAUCAAAUUUGCACUUUAAUAUAUUAUUUUGUUAUUAUGCAAUAAUGAUAUUUUGACAAAAUAAAUUACAAACUAUAUAGAAAAAACAUGUGUGCUAUUACAAAUACAAGAUCUUGACAUCAAAAGGAAUAUAUUUUCAAAUAUAAAGAAAAUGGCUUGUGAUUUAUUUAUUUGGGGAUUACUAAUGUUUGGAUGCAGCAUACAAGCCUUGUUAGUUGCAUCUGAAGAUGAUCCAUUGGAAUAUAUGAGCAAAGAAGAACGGAAAGCAUUAAAAGAAGAAGCUAGAGAUAUGUUUUGUCAUGCAUACAAUGCUUAUAUGGAUAAUGCAUAUCCUGCUGAUGAAUUAAUGCCAUUAAGUUGUAAAGGAAGAUAUAGAGGAUCAGAACCAAAUAGAGGUGACAUAGAUUCUACAUUGGGAAAUUUUUCUCUUACAUUGGUUGAUACCUUAGAUACACUUGUGGUAUUAGGAGAUUUGGAAGAAUUUGAACAUGCAGUUAAACUUGUUGUCAGAGAUGUUAGCUUUGACACUGAUGUUAUUGUUUCUCUAUUUGAAACUAAUAUUAGAAUGCUUGGGGGUCUUUUAAGUGGUCAUAUAUUAGCAGAAUAUUUACAGCAAAGAGCUGAUAUAAUGCCAUGGUAUAGAGGUGAACUUUUAAAUUUAGCCAAAGAUUUGGGAUAUAGAUUUUUACCUGCAUUUAAUACAACUACAGGAAUACCCUAUGGCAGAAUAAAUUUAAAAUAUGGUAUGAAAGAUGUACCUUUAGAAGUAUCACGAGAAACAUGUACUGCUUGUGCAGGUAGUAUGAUUUUAGAAAUGGCAGCAUUAUCAAGAUUAACAGGAGAACCAAUUUUUGAAGAAAAAGCACAAAAAGCAAUGGAUGUUUUAUGGAGAAUGCGUCAUCGUGGUACUGAUUUAAUGGGGUCUGUGUUAAAUGUACAUUCCGGUGAUUGGGUAAGAAGAGAUUCUGGUGUAGGAGCAGGUAUAGACUCCUACUAUGAAUAUUGUCUUAAAGCAUAUAUUUUAUUAGGUGAUGAAAAAUAUCUUGGUCGUUUUAAUAAACAUUAUCAAGCUGUAAUGAAAUAUGUAAGCCAAGGACCAAUGUUAUUGGAUGUACAUAUGCAUAGACCAAAUACAAAUUCAAAAAAUUUUAUGGAUGCUUUAUUAGCCUUUUGGCCUGGUUUGCAGGUAUUAAAAGGCGAUAUUAAACCAGCUGUAGAAACACAUGAAAUGUUGUAUCAAGUUAUGCAGAGACAUAAUUUUAUACCAGAAGCAUUUACUACUGAUUUUCAGGUACAUUGGGGACAUCAUCCAUUAAGACCAGAAUUUCUAGAAUCAACAUAUUUCUUAUAUCGUGCUACUGGUGAUCAUUAUUAUUUAGGAGUUGGGCGUAAGGUACUCAAAAGUCUACAAACUUAUGCCAGAGUACCAUGUGGUUAUGCAGCUGUAUCAGAUGUUAGAACUAAUAAGCAUGAUGAUACAAUGGAUAGCUUCGUAUUAUCAGAAACUUUUAAAUAUUUAUUUCUGUUAUUUGCGGAGCCAGGCGAACUACUUUUAGAUUUGGAUGAAUUUAUUUUUACAACUGAGGGACACCUAUUACCAUUAACACUUGCUUCUAUAAGAACUAAUAUUUCUUCGCAAGAUUUUGAACGAGAUAUUGUACAUGUGGACGAAAUGGAUCGUACUUGUCCUAACAGUCUACAUUUAUUUCCUGCAUCAGUAAGACAACCUUUAAGAAACAUGGUAGAAGAUGUAUAUCCCAGACGUGCAAUAAAAAGAAGAUUGAAUGCUGCACAAUUUCAGGCAAAUAAUUUGGAACAUUUAAAAUUAUUGAGUGACAUGGGAAUAACAACUUUAACUUUGGCAGAUGGACGUGUGCAAUUAUUGCAUACAUUUUCUAAUGCAAAAACACCACAAGAUUCAGAAGAAGGAUUAUUAUUUAUGCAAGAAAUGGUUGAAAUAAGUAAAAUGCAAUCUCAACAAUCUGAUACUAAACCACAAGCUGUUACAUUUGUAAAACCAAACACAAAUCCACCUCAAAUAAUUACAUUAUUAGCUGGACCAGCGCAAUUUGGAUUAGAAUUACAAGGAUUGAACAAAGUAAUCGGAAAAGUUGUUUUUACAUUUCCAUCAACUGCAUGUACUGAUCUUCAUAAUGCAGAUAAACUGACAGGCAAAAUAGCAAUAAUAGGUCGGGGUAGUUGUAUGUUUAUUGAAAAGGCGAGACGCAUUCAACAAGCGGGUGCUGUUGCUGGAAUAGUAUUGGAUAAUAUAGAUGGUUCCAGCGCUGCAACUUCACCUAUAUUUGCAAUGUCAGGAGAUGGAAAAGAAGUAGAUGAUGUAGCUAUUCCAGUUGUAUUUUUGUUUAGUAUAGAGGCUUCUGAAUUAUUAAAAGCAAUUGCCAUGGCAAAUGGUGAUCUUACAGUUACUCUUGGAAAUUUUUUUUCAAAAGAAGAUGCUCAAUUGAAAGCACCUACUGAUUUAUCAAUGUUUGAACGAUUGAAGGGAUCAUUAAAAUCUUUUCUUACGCGACAAAUGACACCACAGACAUCUCCAAGCAGUGGGACAAAUUUGGACAUGGUUCCUGUGAUUAAACAUGAAGAAGAUGAUAAGGACAUAAUCUUUUUUUACAAUCUACGCGCUGAAAUUAUCAAAGAUGCACUUGGCGGGGAAGUAAGAAUUACGUCGUCUUACAUAUCUGUUCCACUCACGAAAGAAUCAGAGGAUAACACAUUAAUAGAAAAACAAUGGCGACAGAUGAAAGAAUUUUUUGUUAAUCAUAUAUAUUUUGAUGUUAAACAAAAGACAAGCUUACAAAUCAGAAGUUUUAUAUUAGAAAGUUAUUACAAUUGGAUAGUAAAGUCACGAAAUGGGGGUAAUAACAUAUUAAAAAUAUCUUUACGAGAUAAAGUUGCGUGGUUUUUAGAAGAAUUAGCUGUAGUCGUACCAAAUCCGUCCAUUAUGAAAAUGGACCAAUUAAUGGAUAUUAAUAAGCAAAAAUUAUUAAAACAAUAUUUAUUAACAAAAAUGGAUAUUAUGGUUUUAAAUAUGAAAACAGUCACAACAAUGUUAAAAACAAUACGGUCUGAGAAUCCAAAUACUGAACAAUUGUUCAAAAUUUUCGAAUUUAAUAUCGCGCAAGCUGGUAAUUAUAAGUUUUUAAAACAAUUGUUACCAGGUAUUUUUGACAUGGAAGAUGAAAUUAUAAGUGAACAUCUUGCUUUAUUAGAUCGUGUUCAUAAGAAAUAUCGUGAAAUAUUAACUGAUGGAGCAGAAGAAAAUUUAGAAAAAUCAAUAAUAGAUAAAAAUUUCUAUUAUGAUAUGAUAAUUGAUAAUUGGCAGGAUGAUUUGAAAAAUUUUGAAAAAUUGGAUGUAUUAAAGAAAAUUAAAAAUCAAGAUUCUACAAUUAUAGAUUUUAUGGUAGAUAAUGAAAGUAGUAAAACAGAAAUAAAAUCUAAAGACAUUUCUAAAAUGUCUAAGAAAAAUGAUGAUCUUAAAGUGGGAAAAUUUGAAGAUUUUGAAUAUUUUAUAUUAACAGAAAUAGAAAAAGCUAUGAAAAAUUCGGAACAAAAUAAUAUUCGAAAAUAUAAAGAACAUAUUGAAAUUUCAAGAGAUGUAACAGAUAACAUAAGUAAAGAAGCUGCUAAUUCAAAUAAAGUAAUUUUAAAUGUUUCUUCUCAAAAUCAAAGUAAAACUGAUACAUUAAAAAAUAGAAUAAAAUAUCAAAUUGAAUUUAUAAAAAAUAAAAUUAAAGAUCUUACAAAAAAUAUAGAUUCUUUAGCAGAUUUUACCAAAAUUACAAACUCUCUAGAAAAUGUACAAUCAAAUAAUAUGGAAUUUCAAGAAACAAUUACUAAUAAUAAUAGUGCUGAUGAACAAAUACAUAAAGAAUCCUUAUUAUCUGACAAUGAUUUUCAAGAAAAAAAUGCACAAAUAAAUACAAACAGUAGAACAAUAGACAAAGAUAAAAAUAAUGUAUUCCAAAAGAUUGGAAAAGAAAUAGUUAAUUUACAAUAUAAUCAGGAAAAUAAUCCAAAUUCUAUUCAUUUAAAUAAUUAUAAAAUUAUAUCCUCUAAACUGCCUAAAGAAUAUAAAAAUCAUAUAUCAACUUCUAAAGAAAAAGAUAAAGAUUUUAUUAAUGUUCCAAAAGAAUUUGAAACUAUCAAUACAAAUUACAAUUCUAUAGAUGAAAAUAAACUACAACAUAAUGAAAAACAUAUAAAUGAAUUUACAAAUAAGAAAGUUAAUGUACAGAAACACAAAAGCAAACAUAUCGAUGAUGAAUUAUAAUGAAAGUUUUUAAGUUUUAAAAUAUUAAUAUUGAAUAUUAAAUAAAAAGUUAAGUGCAAAUUUUUAAAUACAACAAGUUUGGCAAUUCUAAUCACACUGCAUCUAAUAUUUUUGCAUUAAAUUUAAACAUAUGCAGUGAACUUUAAUAUUUUAUACAUAUGAAAUUUAAUUUAGAAAAAUAUUAAUUAUCAAAUAAAAGAAAGUGAUACGAAUGACCAGAACAAUACUUUAAGUCUAUAGAACAGGUGCUUAUAAAAGAAUUCAAUUUUACUUUUUAGUCAAAUAAAUUAAUAAAAUUAUAAAAAAGCCGUAUAAUACAUAACAGUUUGCACAAAACAUUUAUCCUAAUGAGGUUGUGACCGAAUAUUCUGUUAAAAUUCUAAUGAAUGUAAAAUUUUAUAUGUACAAUUUAAACAUAUAUUUCUUGUGCACAUUACAGUAUAAUGUGACAGCAUAUUUUUUCAGAUAAAGAAUUUUUAAUUACUAUUAUACAUAUUUAGAAUUUUAUUUCUUUAUGUUUCUGUACUUCAAAUAUGUGCCAUGAUCGACAAUAUAAAUUAAUAUUUCAACAAAUAAUGAAUAUUAUGCUAUUCAUUUACAGUA